Messenger RNA from Bufo gargarizans (Asiatic toad), 1940 nucleotides. It is a transcript of the gene TTC8, whose product is annotated as tetratricopeptide repeat domain 8. The coding region runs from base 116 to 1633 and encodes 505 amino acids. Gene Ontology annotation, molecular function: protein binding. NCBI's taxonomy places the organism in Eukaryota, Metazoa, Chordata, Amphibia, Anura, Bufonidae. The transcript has 14 exons. Gene Ontology annotation, biological process: non-motile cilium assembly. Gene Ontology annotation, cellular component: non-motile cilium; BBSome; ciliary basal body. The record is from RefSeq and is a predicted model, not a curated record.
UGCUAAGCUGAGGACUCCGAGCUUGAGCCGUUGUCAAGGUGACGGGGCCUGGUCCUCCGCUCUAUCCUCGGCCUCUCUUAGUGUUUCUGGCCGGGGGAAAUCUUCAUGUGGGAGGAUGGGGUUAGAAAUAGAUCCCCUGCUCCAGGCUUGGAGCUAUUUUCGCCGCAGGAAGUUCGAGCAGUGCUCUGUGCUGUGCGGCCGUAUCCUGGACAAGGAGCCGUAUGACCAGGCAGCAUGGAGCCUGAAGACCCGAGCCCAGACCGAGAUGGUUUAUGUGGAUGAGAUCGAUGUGGACCAGGAGGGCAUCGCCGAGAUGACAUUGGAUGAAAAUUCUAUUGCACAAGUGGCACGCCCUGGGACUUCCCUCAGACAAGCAACAGCAAAGAAACUUGAGGGCCCGAGUCCCGCAGUCCGACCUGUCACUCAGUCUGGUCGGCCACUCACUGGCUUUGUAAGACCUGGGACCCAGUCUGGCCGGCCAGGUACCAUGGAACAGGCAAUCCGCACCCCAAGAACAGCGCACACAGCCCGGCCAAUCACCAGCGCCUCUGGACGAUACAUACGACUUGGAACGGCCUCAAUGCUGACCAAUCCGGAUGGACCUUUCAUUAACUUGUCCAGGUUAAAUCUGUCUAAGUAUGCACAGAGUCCGAACUUGGCCAAGACAUUGUUUGAAUACAUAUUCCACCAUGAAAACGAUGUGAAGAACGCCUUGGAGCUUGCCGCUUUAGCCACUGAAAAUGCCCAAUACAAGGACUGGUGGUGGAAGGUUCAGCUGGGGAAAUGCUACUACAGAUUGGGCUUGUUACGUGAAGCAGAAAAUCAGUUUAAAUCUGCACUCGUGCAUCAGGACAUGGUUGAUACAGUCCUUUAUAUAGGAAAAGUUUACGCCCGCAUGGACCAGCCUCUGACGGCACUCUCUAUGUAUAAACAAGGUCUGGACCGGUUUCCUAAAGAAGUGACCCUUCUGUGUGCUGUGGCUCGCAUUCACGAGGAAAUGAAUAAUCUGACGUCUGCCACAGAGUAUUACAAAGAUGUUCUCAAACAGGACAACACUCACGUGGAGGCCAUCGCCUGUAUAGGAAGUAACCACUUUUAUACUGACCAGCCGGAGGUCGCGCUGCGGUUUUACAGGCGUCUUCUACAGAUGGGUGUCUACAACUGCGAGCUGUUCAACAAUCUGGGGCUGUGCUGUUUCUAUGCUCAGCAGUAUGACCUUAUCCUAACCUCUUUUGAGAGAGCACUGUCCCUGGCUGAGACUGACGAGGAGGUCGCCGAGGUCUGGUACAACUUAGGACACGUUGCUGUGGGCAUUGGAGACCUGAAUCUGGCUUACCAGUGCUUCAAGCUGACUUUGGCCAAUAACAAUGACCAUGCAGAAGCGUACAAUAAUCUCGCAGUACUGGAAAUGCGUAAAAAUCAUAUUGAGCAGGCCCGAGCUCUCCUGCAGACAUCUUCUGCCCUUGCACCUCACAUGUACGAGCCGCAUUUCAACUUUGCCUGCCUCUCUGACAAGAUUGGGGACCUCCAGAGCAGCUACAUCGCCGCUCAGAAGUCGGCAGCUGCAUUUCCUGACCACGUGGAAAGUCAUCAACUCCUGGAAAAGUUGCGGCAGCAUUUUGCAAUGAUUUGAGCCGAUCGGUCUCUAGAAAGCAUCGAAGGCCAUGUAGAAAAAGAGAUUUAACAUUGACCGUUGGUUAUUGCUCCGGCACAUGGUGACAUGGUUCUGCUGGUAACACGAAUGUAUACAGGAGAUGGUUAGAAAAAAAACAUUUGACCUUUCACUCUGGAUAUAGCGACCACGGCUAUGAAGCAGUUUAUUUUUUUGGUUUCUUUUUUAUGGUUGGUCGUUCAUUUGUUCAUGCUCUUUUGCCCAGCAGAGCAACUGCUGACCAAUGAUGUGUCCCAAAAAUAUAUGGCUCUGCCAUGUUAGGACUUCC